CAAAAACGCGUGUUAUUAAAUCUGAUUAUUUUUAGUAAAUUUAUUAAAGUUAACAUUAAUAUUUUUGCAGGCACUGGUUGACGUCAGAGUCAAAGCCGCGCACAAAAAGAUGGCUCAAGAGCUGGAUUCCUUAUUAAGGAAUGGAGUGCAAUCUAUCGACAUGCUUGGAGCUGAUAAAUUCAUCGUCCUCGUCGGCUGCACAGUAAGUGGAAAAAGCACCUUCCUCAAAUUCCUGCUCAAAGACCCAACCUUGAACAUCAUUAAAAACGAGCAAGAGGACUGCAUUUUUACUGAUGGCGAGACGACAAUCGGCAGUGAAGACUGCCUCACGUCCAAAACCCUGAUGCCCAACCUGAAGAAGGAUGAAAAAACCGGCUUUGCUGUCUUGGACUGCGCCGGUUUUGAGGACACUCGCAGUGAAGAGAAUGAUUUAAUCGCAUCAUUCCUGAAUAAAAUGGUUUUGGUUAAGGCCAAGAAAAUCAAGCUCGUCAUUGUCGAGAGUUACGACAAGGUUAAGUUACACGGAGAUCGGAAUGCGUUCAUGAAUGUCCUUAGCCUAGUUUCUGGUCUCCUUAAAUAUAACUACAAAUCAUUCAAGAACUCAAUCUGCUUAGUGGUGACUAAAAUUUUUGAGCCGUUCAAGAGCGACGAUGCCUUGAUCCGCUCCGUCAAAAUCUUCUUUGAAAAAGCAUUCAAGAGUCUGGAAGAGAAAUACGGCGCCCAGCCCAGUUCUGAAGAUAAAUUGAGAGAAAUGGAAAUUCUGCGCUUUCUGAUUGCAAAUAGUCAAAUUGGUCUGUUCCGCAGACCAACUGAAGUGGCUGAAAACCCAUGGAGGUUGCCAGCACUAAAGGAGAAUUUCAAAAACUUUAGAAAACUCGUAUUUGAAGAAGUGAAGUUCACGCCUAAUAAUUGCGGCGAAUUCAACAUCGUGGUUGCCCCAAAAACUCAAAUCUGGAUACGCGGACCUUUGAUCGAGAACACCAUUGAAGACUUAAAAAGACUAUUGGCGUCUUUAGCCGACACCAUCGAGAAAUCAAUUUUUGUGAAACUCGGGGACAAUGGCGGGGAUCUGGAGGAAAAAUUGACGAGAAUCGCUGAGCUGGGAGAACUGAUCACCGUGCUGCUCUCCUCUAUCCAAUCACCAGAGGACCUCGCGGAUUUCGCAGUGAAGAAAGGAGUGAAGAAAGAAACCAUUCAAGAGUUGCGAUAUCAAACAAAGAAGACAAUUUUUCUCUUUGGUGUUGUUGAAAGGGAUGAAAGCGAAAUCAAAAAUUUGAUUGUUGGUUUGAACGGUGGUCGUGAUGAAAUAAUCUCGAAGGUCAAAACACUCGUCGAAACCAACAGGUUCAUUGUAAAUCUGGCAAAGAACGCGGAGUCGCACAAAGUACGUCUGGCGAACGACAAAGUCAUGAAGCUGUUCAACGAACUGGAUGUUUCAAACUUUCCGCUUAAAAUGACUCAUCUUUGCGAACUGGGAUUCAACGAGUGCAUUUCUUUUCAAGCCCAAAACCUGAAACAGAUGAGUAUCAACCAAAUCAGCGAUUUGAAGGCUUUGUACAAGAAGAAAAAUGAGAACAUUUUGAUUUCAAAGUGGGAUGGCUAUCGUUUACUCUUUCUGGGAAGGUACGUUUUUCUCAGCCAAGUAUCAAAAGAAAUCAAUCGGUCGCAAGUUGAGCAGGUGGUUGUGGCAACCACGCAGCACCUCUACAUCGAUUGCGACCUGACGUUGAAGCACACUCAUCUCUCCCUGAUUGCACCAUUGAUUGAAAUCGUCGAGGAAAAAAGGGUCAUCACUCUCAAUGGAGAAGACGGAGUUUCUCACCAUGUGAAACAAGCUUCUGCAUCCCAGGACAAUCGUUCAGGAGAAGAUGGUCUGCACGGAAACGCAGGAUUCAGCUCAGGCAGCUUCACACUCAUUGCUUUGGAUGUUCUAAAUUCUACUCUACUGGAGGUUCGAUCAAAAGGAGGGAACGGAAGUGAUGGCCAGCAUGGUGGAGCCGGCAGGAGCGCUUCUGCGUGCGAAUAUCCACUUUUAGAAGAUAUAGAUGGACCUAUUUCUGAGAGAUUCUCAGUUAAUCAAUAUAUCAUUGACCACUGCAAGGCUAAGGGUUAUGAAGCAAGUAUAGGCACUGGAGAAUGGACGAACUAUUUCCUUUUAGUGGUUGGCUUUGGGCGUUCCCAGUUCAACCUGACUGUAAAGAAGAACCCUGAUGACAAAGCUACGGACGGAGGACGCGGAGGCAACAGUGGCUCACUUGCCGAGGCGGGCGAGAUGAAUCUCAAGGUUCUAAAUAGCACUUCCUUGAACAAUGUUUCAGUCACCUGUAGCAACGGUGAAAACGGCAAGCUGGGAAAAGGAGGAAUAGCUGGCAGCAACGCAAAAGGAAAGUCCCGGAAAUACAAAUGCAUGUAUUGCACUUAUUUUGUACUUAAUUGGAAGGUCACCGUGGAUCAAAUGUUAGACUCUGAUAGGGAAUACGACUAUAGUGGCCAUGUCGCUAGGGAUGGAAGAGACGGAAGCAUUAACGAUGAGGGAAACAAUCUGCGUUACAAGUACUCGGAGGAAUCUUUGCUUCCAAUUGAAAAAAUAGCUGACUCUUUGAACGACUUCGCUGCUAAGCAUGAUUUUUACAAAGAUCGUAGUUUUUAUACUUUCAAAACCUACGUGCAACAAAAUUUAGGUAGCAAAACUAGAGCGACCGUGACAGAAAACCGAAACUCGACACAGCAGCAGGAAUUGAGUUCGGUUUCUCAAACGAAACCGGAAUCACUUCAACCGGAAUCACUUCAACCGGAGCAGGACCAGACAGGUUUUUCAAUUUACAAAUGGUUUACCGGUCUUUUCAAAAAACAAAAAUAACAAAAAAGUAAACAAAAAUCUUAUUAGUUUCAGGGUGUUAUUUUUAUUUUUCGAGCUAUUCCAAUUCUAAAAUUAAAAAAAAAAAUCGAUUUCUUUUCAUCUCCAAAUUUCACGUUCUUAACCAUAAGAAUUGGAAACACUGCCCAGCGCAAGACUCGUAAUGACUUUCACUGACCAGCUUAAAUACAUAUUUAGGGGUGCUAAUCACCAUCCCCUUUCAACCAAAUUGCUUGAAUUUUGGUAACACAAAUUUAAUCAUGCUUUUCCUCUGGGCAAAAAAAUAUUUUUAAAUAUUCCAAAAUAGACCAACUGUGGUUAAUUUUUGUAAUUCUUAUACAGCUCUAGAUUUAGAGUUGCAAAAAUAAUGAACUGUGAGUAAUUCCUAUUUUCUCUAGUUUUGAAUUUGAAGGGAAAUAAAAAUGCCAGCUCUAUGAAAUUUGAAUAAGCGCACCGCAGGCCGCACGCAGGGACCCAGCCCAUUGAUGGGCCACUUGCCUCCGCAGUCUCCGCACCGAGGACUGCAUUGAAACGCUAGACAUUCGUGUGCCGUGAAGUCAAAUCACGCAUGCUGAAAAGGUGCAAAGCAGCCCGUUGAGCAAUUAGAGCAUUUCGAGCAUUUCGAGUCACUAAACUAACCACUUUCUUAACAAAAUCUCAGGUAACAAAAGCUAAUAGAAAUAUAAUAUUCCAUCGAAUCGAAAUGUAAAUCUAUUUGUGCUCUUUUUUACUAGUUUUGAGAAUAAUAAAACUAAAAAAUGAAUUAUACAUGUGUUAUGGAUGUUUUCUACGCUUGAUUUCUAUACAGAAUGGAUUUUGUUUCAACCCUUCUCGCAUUUACGAAAUUGACAACUUCAUGCAACAGGAUUGUCUAAUAUAUUGUAGGAUUUUAUUUUUUUCUACCUUGUAGUUGAUGUUGUAACAAAUAAAGAGCAUAACUCUAUUUUGCAAAAUGUACUAACCCAGAGAGAGAAUAUUUGUGUGGCACUCUGCGAAUCCAAAAUAUUACAAAUUUUUAAUAUAUAUACAUAUUUGAUUAUUUUUUGUGCCUGUCCAGAAUAACAGAAAUAAACAAAUUGUUUGC
Messenger RNA from Cloeon dipterum, 3941 nucleotides. RefSeq lists its product as uncharacterized. The record is from RefSeq and is a predicted model, not a curated record. The transcript is spliced from 3 exons. The coding region runs from base 110 to 2860 and encodes 916 amino acids. Lineage: Eukaryota; Metazoa; Arthropoda; Insecta; Ephemeroptera; Baetidae.